CCUUUUCCCACAAUGCACCGGCAGCCAAGGCGCCUUUUGCUGUCCCUGCAUGUCAUCAAGGAGGAGGCUCAGCAUCAUUGAAACAUUAGUGCAUGAAAACAACAGCACGCAGCCGCUGUGGAAUCCAACAUCCUCUCUUUAUUUUUCUCCUUACUCCACAGUGACAUGGCUCCGUUCAGCUUAUUGACAGCGGGUGUUAGCCUGUUAGCGAAGUCCUUCAGCGUCUGGUCCUGCACAAACUCCCUGGCACGGUGUACCAGUUUCUUCCCAGUGAAAUGUUUGACGUCCCAGGCCAGUGGCCCACCAAAGAGACCUCUGAAUGGAUACAUGAGAUACGCCGUGCAACAGCAGCCAAUCAUGACCAGACAAAACCCAGAAAUCAAGAUAGUGGAUGUCGUCAGGAAGAUCGCCCAGCAGUGGAGAACGAUGAGCCCAGAACAGAAACGGCCGUUUGAAGAGGCCUCUCUGUUGGCCAGGCAGAAGUUUAAGGUGGACUUCCAACGCUACCAGGCCCUACUGACUCCAGCACAGGUCCAUCAAGAAUCCCUGGACAAGAGGGAGAGGUUGGCCAAGAGGAAGGCCAUACGCAAGAAGAGAGAGUUGACCAACCUGGGGAAGCCUAAACGUCCUCGCUCUCCAGUCAACAUCUUCAUGUCUGAGCAUUUUGAGGAGGCCAGAGGCGUCAACACACAAGCAAAGAUGAAGUCACUGAUGGAAGACUGGAAGAAUCUGUUCAUCCACCAGAAACGGGUCUACACACAGCUGGCAGAGGAUGAUAAAAUUCGCUAUAAGAAUGAGAUGAAAUCAUGGGAGGACCAUAUGAUUGAAAUUGGACGAGAAGACCUGAUCAGAGAGCAGACCCUGUCUGCCAGGAGAAAGGCUGCUUCUCAACCUGCAGCAGCCAAGAAAGGAACAAAGAAAGCUAUAGUGAAGAAGGCCAGUGCCACGGGAAAGUCUACUACAACCAGGACGACAACAAAAACUGUCAGGGCGACCAAGAACAGAUAAGCUGUGUGUAUCUACUGAGUCUAGAGAAAAGCGUGUUCAUGACGGCUGAAGACAGGAGAUUUGAUGACCCAAGACUGUACCCUAGUUUUUUUUUCCGUCCUCAAACUUGAUAGUCACAAAGUAUCAAGUUUUGUCAUUGAUGCAUCUUCGGUUCAACAGGGCAAACUUCACAGCGGUCAAACAGAAUACAAUAAUUUCACUGCACCUGAAGACCUGAGCGCUGGAAUGGAAUGGACCAGGUACAAGGUGAGCUUAUCCUCACCCACUCAACAAAACCCAUAUGGCUUUGAGUGGUUGAAUGAUAUUGAGUGGGACAGACUCAAAUGGGAGUUAGAAAAUGUCAUGAUCUUAAAAGCUAAAACGCUUGAGUGAGAUGUUACAUUUCCCUGAUACGGUUUUCCAUCUGCAAUCGUUAAAAGUUUCUACUAUUACGGUUUAUGUUUAUACAACUACACUCUUCUGUUUUUGGUAUGUUAUACACAGUGUUACUGUAAUUAAUAUGUCUACUGUGAUUCUCUUUUUUUAUCUUGUCAACAAUGAAAAGUGCAAAAUGGUGUUCGUGUCAACUCUUCCUGCACAUCCUGCACAUUCGUUCCCACUGAACAUGGAUAUCUUUAUAAAUACCACAUAAAUACAUUGUUCAUUGGUGAAAAAAGAGCUUGUCACUGUCAUUUAACUCACUUUGUUAUAAUACAGUUUGGAAACAGUGGCGCUCUGCGACAUUAAAGGGAUAGUUCACUCAAAAAUAAAUAUUCACUCCAUCUACUCAACACUAUGCUGAUAGAGCGGUGGGUGAAGUGUUUGAGUCCAAACAACACAUUUGGAGUUUCAGGGAUAAACAGUGUUGGAGAAAAAAAUUCACCCACCCCCCAUCAGGAUAGUGGUGAUUAGUUACUGAGUUUAUACUUUAGGGUGAACUUCCCUUAAAGUAAUUCAGAGAGAGUUGAGAAAUGGACAAAAUAAAUGUCUGGGAAUUGUUGACUAUAAAAUGAAUAACAGUAGUCAUAUUAACACUGAAUCCCCUGUGCUCGUGUGUGCUCCGCCGUGCACUAACCAUGUACAAACAGCACUUCCAUGAAUGGAAACUGACUGAAUUUUUUUGUAUCGUAGUAAUUAGUGUAGCUUAAGCUUGUACAGUCACAAUGUCAAACUGAAAGCCUGUUUUUUGCCAUAUAAGGCGUGAGUAACAUUUACAUCUGACGGUUUGGUUUUUUAAACACCAAAGUUCCAAAUGAAGCGAGCUUUAUGAGAUGCUCUUGUAAAACAUGUUAAGGUUGAUAAAAUCUCACAAAAAAUGUGA
Messenger RNA from Platichthys flesus (European flounder), 2308 nucleotides. It is a transcript of the gene tfam, whose product is annotated as transcription factor A, mitochondrial. The coding region runs from base 166 to 1008 and encodes 280 amino acids. The record is from RefSeq and is a predicted model, not a curated record. The transcript is spliced from 7 exons. Lineage: Eukaryota; Metazoa; Chordata; Actinopteri; Pleuronectiformes; Pleuronectidae. Gene Ontology annotation, molecular function: transcription cis-regulatory region binding.